GAUGUUUAAAACUAAUUUAGUGCAGUCAAUCGUGAAUUCCUCUUCGUACGUUUAACGAAAAGGAAAUUUACUGUGAGGUUUCUUUACGUUCUUUCUGUAGUUUGGGAGUUUACUAAUUAAAUGCGAUUAAAGUUUAUUAACUGUUAAUUUGUUUUUUGUAAAUGUCUUACUUGUAUUACCGACUGUCCUUUUUGGGAACUGAAUAAACUGUUUAUUGUUUGUGUUAAUGGAUCCUGAGUUAAAAUUGUUUUAACUUUGUUUCAGUGUUCAGUAGAUUGCUUCAGCAUGGAUUUUGAAGUUAUAGCUGCCUUUUGUUUUAUGCCCCUGUUGAUGCUUGUAGCAGCUCAAGGUUGGGCAUGGAUGAUUUGUGCAUUUACUUGUUUACCUUUGGUAUUGGUGUUAUAUUACUAUAAAAUGUUAGCUUCGAAAACCAGGACUCGCUUUUUCCUUGCUUGGAGUAUUGUAUCAUUCUUCUUUUUGCUUGCGGUAUUCGAAUUAGAAGUUGUUCCAUAUUUAGAAAUCCUAUUCUCUGAGAAUUUUGUUCUAAUGUGUUUUGUGGCUACUAUGUGCAUAUUUGUAUAUUUAGUUAAAACGAAUUCUCAGCCAGCAUCGCUUUCAGCUCAGGCAACUGAAAGAGCGACAAAUAAAGCUGACCAAACCAAAAAAGUAAAAUGUGAAAUAUGUUCGUGCAUUCAGCCUGCAAGAACUAAUCAUUGCGAUCUGUGUGGGUACUGCAUACACAAACGUGAUCAUCACAGUGUAUGGUUAGACAUAUGUAUAGGCUCUAGAAACCAGAGAUACUUCAUUAUUGCUCUCAUUGCUUUAGCAAUUGCUUGCUUUUAUAGCAGCAAUUUGACACUGACCACUAUUUGCCAUCCAACCCUCGUUGGUGGGUUAAUUUUGCUGCCAGAUGAUUGCAGUGACGUAUUUGGAGACAUUCACAUAGCUGUUUGCUUUGUGAGUGCCAUAUAUACACUGAUGAUAGCUGGGUUUUCUUUAUACCUCUUACUACAACAACUGUGGUUUGUAUGUCACAAUUCAACAUUCGAAGAGUGGAAGCAGGGGCAGUUAGGCCUAUAUAGCAAUGGAAAUUGCAGGAAUAUCAUCGAUUUUUGUUAUGGGUAUUCCUAAAACCAAAUAUAAGAGAAUGAAGCUAUCGUUUUUGUUGUAUCAGAUUAUAUAUAUUAAAGACUAAGCAACUACAUGUACUAACAUUUAGCUGUUUUUGAAGUAACUGUUGGAAAAAAGCAAUUUUCCGGUAUUUACUUUACUAAUAUAUGUGAUAAUUUGCUUUGCAUUAUUCAGUUAUUUAUUUUAUGAUGUAUAUAUCUCAUAUCAUUUAAAUCAAAAUAUAAAUCUGAUGGAAAUGAGUAAAAUGCUGAUCAUCUAUUUGUAAAUAUUUAUAUAUUUAGUUUAAAUUUUCUAUGCAUAUUUAGUAAUUUGAUGAUGUAACUUAUUAAUUUGAUGCUUUGAAUUAAGUAUAAAACUUUUUAAACUUUUUUCUAAUUAGUGCAUCCUUUGUAUAGAAUAUCUGCAUUAUCUUGUGCCUGUAAUCGGCAUCAGUGUUUAAAACAUUAUUUUAUAUUCUGAUCUUUUUUACAAAAGAAAUAAGAAAAGCAUAUAAUAGAACAAGUGGAACCUGGUUAUAUAUUCAAGUUCUGUGAAACACUGCCUAAAGUGUGUUAUGGCAGAUUAUAUAAAUUAGUAAUUUUAAUACAUUCUCCCUUAAGUAAUGUAAAUUAUUUGAACAUUCUUAAAGAGGAAAUUAAAAAGAUUUAAGUGAUAGAAACAAAAAUUAUCUUCCUUAUGAUUUCUCUCUUUCUCAUACUUGAUGUGUAAGCAAAUUGUUAAUUAAGUAAAAUAUGCUAAAUAAUUGACAAUAUAUGUUAUUAGAUAAAUAAUCAGAAUUGAAAUUCAUAAAAUUUGGUGUGGGAAUUAAGACACAAUAACACGCCGAAUAAAUACUAAUUCAGAAGUCAAACAACAAAAAUCAGCGUUAUACCUACAAAAU
This is a messenger RNA of Stegodyphus dumicola, 2011 nucleotides long. It is a transcript of the gene GABPI, whose product is annotated as zinc finger DHHC-type palmitoyltransferase GABPI. Lineage: Eukaryota; Metazoa; Arthropoda; Arachnida; Araneae; Eresidae. Gene Ontology annotation, cellular component: endoplasmic reticulum; Golgi apparatus. Gene Ontology annotation, biological process: peptidyl-L-cysteine S-palmitoylation; protein targeting to membrane. Gene Ontology annotation, molecular function: protein-cysteine S-palmitoyltransferase activity. The record is from RefSeq and is a predicted model, not a curated record.